Centropristis striata (black sea bass) is the source of this 1343-nucleotide messenger RNA. Its product is annotated as complement C1q-like protein 2. The transcript is spliced from 2 exons. Gene Ontology annotation, molecular function: protein binding. The record is from RefSeq and is a predicted model, not a curated record. Bases 169 to 954 code for a protein of 261 amino acids. Lineage: Eukaryota; Metazoa; Chordata; Actinopteri; Perciformes; Serranidae.
UGAGAGAUGCGCACUUAAUUAACUUCUUUUAUUUUUAUCGUCCUGAGAGCCCCUCUGUCCUCCGUCACAAUUCCCCCCCAGAGCGGCUCCGCGGGUUUUCUGUCGUCCAUCUGUCCCCGGACCGCGCGGAGGAAGUGGUCGGUGGUCUUUCUGGUCACCGCCGUCGUGAUGGUUCUGCUGGCUCUGGCCGUCGCCGUCCCGCUCCUGCUGCUGCGCACCUCCGAGACCUCCGCUCAUUACUACGAGAUGAUGGGCACCUGUCGGAUGGUCUGCGACCCGUACACCCCAAAACCGGGAGGCGCCACCGCCAUGGAGGUGAUCCAGAACGUGAACGGCGUCAACCCGCAGCCGCCGAUGGCGCAGGGGAGCCGCGGGGAGCCGGGGCGACCGGGUAAGCCUGGAUCUAGGGGCCCACCGGGAGAGCCAGGACCCCCGGGUCCGAGGGGGCCACCUGGAGAGCGCGGCGACAGCAAAUUCGCCUUCCCUGCAUUAACGGGACUUAACGGGGCCGGGAACGGGAACGGGGAAACGGACGGUGUGAACUCCACGACCAACAGCUUCAGGAUCGCUUUUUACGUGGGUCUGAAGAACCCACACGAGGGAUAUGAGGUGUUAAAGUUUGACGACGUGAUUACAAACUUGGGGAACCACUACGAUGCGAGCACCGGCAAGUUCACCUGCCAUGUGUCCGGGAUCUAUUUCUUCACCUACCAUGUGCUGAUGCGCGGAGGGGACGGGACCAGCAUGUGGGCCGACCUGUGCAAAAACGGACAGGUACGGGCCAGCGCCAUAGCUCAAGACGCAGACCAGAACUACGACUACGCCAGCAAUAGUGCCGUGCUGCAUUUGGACUCUGGGGACGAGAUCUACGUCAAACUGGACGGAGGCAAAGCUCAUGGAGGCAACAACAACAAGUACAGCACCUUCUCCGGCUUCAUCUUGUACCCCGACUAAAAGCUCAGCGGGCUUAAGCACCGAGAACUGUUUCCAUUAGAGUAUAUGGUCCGAUAUGUUCCUCCUCGUUUGAAGAUAGGUGCCACAACACACAGGCUACUGUAUGUUCUGUUUAUUUAGUGACAGACCUUUUGUAUAUGUGUUCGAUUUAACUUCAGUUCAGCUGCUCUACUGUCACCAGAGUACGUCUCUUAUUAUCAGAAAGCUGAUGUUCCAGGUGAUCACACACACAUACAUGCUCUGAGCUGUUUUUUUAAAAGUUUAUUUUGCCACAUUUCACAGCCCCAGUACAGGCCUCACCAACUGCUCUCUGUGUGUUAAUGGUGCCCAAUAUUUCAGGCUUAAAUUAGACAGAAAUCAGCUGAAAUUAAGAGAAAAAAUGAAUACCA